This is a messenger RNA of Polyodon spathula (Mississippi paddlefish), 5572 nucleotides long. RefSeq names its product G-protein coupled receptor 161-like. Gene Ontology annotation, biological process: G protein-coupled receptor signaling pathway. Gene Ontology annotation, molecular function: G protein-coupled receptor activity. Bases 1405 to 2976 code for a protein of 523 amino acids. The transcript is spliced from 6 exons. The record is from RefSeq and is a predicted model, not a curated record. NCBI's taxonomy places the organism in Eukaryota, Metazoa, Chordata, Actinopteri, Acipenseriformes, Polyodontidae. Gene Ontology annotation, cellular component: membrane; recycling endosome.
AAUGCAUUUUUCAAAGUCUUGGCAGAGCAAUUUGUCGAACUCCGUAGAGUUCACACAAACUAUUUUAACAUUUUGAAAAAUGUAAUGUGUAAUGCUGUGGAGAAGAAGUUAAGAAAGAAUAUACAUACUGUGCUAGACAGGUGGAUACAAAAGCACUGUUGCACAAAUUAACUGUAGUAUUAUAAAAAAAAAAAACACAUACAACACUUGUUCAUAGAUGGUUAAUUUAUUUUUCUGUAUUUUUCUCCACAGCUGAAUUACAAAGCCAUCAAUUGGGGUCAUUGACCAGAUACUAUAACCUUGGGUUUGUCAGAAAAAAAGUAACCCUAACGGUUGUGAAGUGACUCAUGCCAGUCACACAAGGGUGAAUCUGUGCUAGGAUUUAAAUCUUUGUGAUUUAAUGAUUCUGAGGCUUCUGCUAAUACCACUGGAUAACCCAGGUGCAGUGGAGGUUAAUAAAACCCUGAAUGGAGAGCAACAGUUUGAUAUUAUUGCAUUGUAUUUUACUUUUCAAUCCAUUUGACAGUAUUCCAAGCCUGCUGAAACCAGACAGUGUUUGUGGUGUGAUCCGAUGAACACAGUGAGUGGCAAAAGUAUUCUUUCAGUCUGGGUCUUGAUAAUACAGCCAGGUGCAUAUCCAUAACAGCACUGACAGUCUACUAUAUAAGUUUAAAGGGUUUCAUAGCUUCCUUCUGGCAUGCCCCAAGCAAUAUAUAUAUACACUACCGACACAAGAUAUGGAAACAACAAAUGAUUUACAGAAUGGUAUUUGUCCUCAUUCAGAUCUCUUACUGACUAUAUAUCUUGGCAUCCCUGAAUAGAUAAUAAUCUUCUCUGUAAAAUAUGCAAUAUCACAAGUAAAAUUGUACCCCGAAAUGUUCUCUGUUUUCAAGGAAAGCAGUACAAUUGAGAUGCAGGGUUUGUUGCCGGAUUAUAUAUUUAGCAGGACAAGGAAAGAAACUACUACUUUUUACAGAGCCAGCCUUAGGUGCUAGUUGUUGCAGACAACUUUAUAAGUUAAUCUUUUGCAAAAUUCUAAACUGGAAUACUUAUUGGCAUUCUUUGCAACUUUUAUUUUUGGAACAUAACAUUCAUAAAGCAUUUUUGUCGUUAAAUAAACAGUUUUUAUGUUAAAACAGUUAUGUUUUUCUUCAUCACGCUAGAGCGAAGUCUUCUGGCCAGACGCCCAGUGAGCUCAAAAGCAGACACCUGCAGGGCUGGCCUUUGUCGUCCAGAGGUCGGUUGCUUGCUGACCUCCGUUCUCGAGGUCCUGGGUGUAAAGAGGAAGCUGACGGUCGUGGGAUCGGAGGACGCUCCCUGAACCGUCGGCUUUCCUGAGCUGUGUGGAAUUGCAGCGCGAUAGUCUAGCAUGUCUCCUCCUCUGCUUUGUGUAAGUCUUGCACAAUGAACGGCAGUGGAAAUGGAACGGCCCUGGGAAAUGUCCCCUCUGCGGAGGAUGGCAGCGCCAUCGUGGUCGAGACGAUCCUCAUCCUAGUCAUUGCUGUCCUUGUUUGCCUUGGCAACCUGGUGAUCGUGGUGACGCUGUACAAGAAGCCCUACCUGCUCACACCUAGCAACAAGUUUGUCUUCAGCCUCACACUCUCCAACCUGCUCCUCUCAGUGCUGGUUCUGCCCUUUGUCAUUGCCAGCUCCAUACGCCGUGAAUGGAUCUUCGGCGUGGUGUGGUGCAACUUCACUGCCCUGCUUUACCUGCUUGUCAGCUCAGCCAGCAUGCUCACUUUGGGAGCCAUUGCAAUUGACAGAUACUAUGCUGUGCUCUACCCUAUGGUCUACCCCAUGAAGAUCACUGGAAACCGAGCUGUGGCAUCUAUCCUCUACGUGUGGCUGCAUUCUCUCAUUGGCUGCCUGCCCCCGCUGUUCGGCUGGUCCACCUUCGAGUUCGAUCCAUUCAAGAGGACCUGCACAGCCGCCUGGCAUCGGGAAGUGGGCUACACGGCCUUCUGGAUCACCUGGUGUGGCCUGCUGCCUUUUAUGGCCAUGCUGGUAUGCUACGGCUUCAUCUUCCGGGUGGCGCGGAUCAAAGCCCGCAAGAUCCAUUGCGGGACGGUGGUGAUCACCCAAGAGGAGUCAUUGCAGAAGAACGACCGCAAGAACUCCAGCACAUCUACCUCUUCCAACGGAAGCCGGAAAAGUAUUGUCUACUCAGCCAACCAGUGCAAGUCCUUCUUCACCAUCCUGGUGGUGAUAGGCGCCUUCGCAGUGACCUGGGGACCUUACAUGGCCGUGAUCAGCACUGAAGCCCUGUGGGGGAAGGGCAGUGUUUACCCCAGCUUGGAGACUUUGGUGACCUGGCUCUCAUUCACCAGCGCAGUGUGCCACCCCCUCAUCUAUGGACUCUGGAACAAGACUGUACGCAAGGAGCUGCUGGGGAUGUGCUUCGGGGACCGCUAUUACAGGGAGUCUUUCGUUACUCGCCACAGGACCUCCCGGCUAUUCAGCAUCUCCAAUCGAAUCACAGACUUGGGCUUGUCGCCACACUUGACAGCAAUGCUGGCAGGAGGAGGACAGCUCACAGGACACAGCAGCAGCACUGUGGACUCAGGCACAGAUGUCAUGUUGCUGGAUGACUUCACUUCAGACUGUACACACCAUUCUCAUAACAGUGGCUGGUCACACAAGAGGCGGAGUUCUGUCACGUUUGAGGACCAGGUGGAACAACAUUCCAAAGAAAACUCAAAUUCUUCCAGACUUCAAGUAACAGCAGAGAUCCAUAAAUCACUGGACAGCUAUGCCUCUUGUCUGGCUAAAGCUAUAGAGACAGAUGCCAAAUUAUUUCUGUUUGGGGAUGAAAAAAGCAGUUUGUUUUCUGUCCGGCCUGUGCCAGCGAGCCUAGGCAACACACAGCGAGGACCCAGGUACCUGAAUGGGCAGAGACUGAGGCUGGAGAGCAUUGAUGAAGGAAUAGUACAUGAUGGCAAUGAAGAAGAGGAAGACCUUGAAGAAAUUUGUGCUUAAUUCUCAUUUAGCAGUUUGAGACAGAUACACUGGUCUCUGGAAGCCACCUUUCCAAGAAGCAGUAGCCUCAUCGUCAUUGCUGAACAUUGUAGCAGUUAAUUAUUUGUGGAGGGGAGUGGGGGGGGGGUAAAAAUGAAGAAAACCACUACAAUUGUGGGACCAGAAUGUAUAGGAAAUAUUGUGUGACUGAAUUUUUCAUGCAUUGGUUUUGUUUAUCUUGCUGUUUCUUUACCAGCACCAGUAAGACUGCAAGCCCAUUGGAAGCUUGAUUAUGUUCAUCUUUAUUUUCUGUACAUGUAGCAAACUUACUGUAGAAAGGACUGUGAAACUGUGUACAUCCAGAAUGUACGCGUGUGACCAUCAGCAGACUUUAUAUUCCUUUUGUGGAAAUAUUAUACAUGCAACUUCCUAAAUCAUUGUCAAUAUAUGUUUUUUUUUUUUUUUUUUUUUAAAAGGAGAAUUACAUUUUACACAAAUCCUAAAGGAGUGGUGUUACAAGCUUGAUUUGGGUCCCUAAAACUGCUGAAAUAUAGCAAGCUUUGUGUCUGGAAAAGCAUUCUGAAAUCUUAUAUGGCCUGGAGUUUUGGCAUUACUGGGCAGGAGAAGUUCUGUAUGGGAUGCCAUAUUUGAUGACUCAUAAAUCCCUUCCCUGAUUGGCUAUAUCAGGUACAUGUACUGUAGGAAAGGGCAGUAGAAUCUUAAGUAAUGCAUUAUUAGAAAUUAAGUCCAAAGUAAAUGUCACACUGUUUUGCAUUCAAAAACACAUUAUUCACACCACUUUAUAGUACUGUUCUCCACAGUCCAUGUAAUUUUAUUUCCACAAGACUUGAGUGAUUUAUAUUUAAGGACAUAUAUAAUGGUACUAUGCAGUGGAGUGUAGGACCAAUUUUACAUGUAACUUCUUUAUUGGUAGAACCUGUGAAAAGCAGUCAAAACUGGUUGUGCACUGCCAUUACUUGACUUUAAAUAUGCAGUAUCCAACUUUUAAAAAGGCAGUCCAAAUGUGCAGCAAUAGACACUAUUGCAUUUGUUUAUCAGGAAUAUAUUUUGUUUUACACAACUACCAUUUCACCCAUCAACAUGCUUCUACAAGAAACUACAAAAAGUGAGUUUGCAAUGUGAAUUACAGUUCCUUGUGAAACACCAGUUAUUUGUUCAGUUACUGAAGCACCUAGUAACAUGUUCAGGGAUUCCAUUUACACAGCAAAACAGUGAUGUGAUGGUCAGUGCAUUUACACAAAAGUGUGUGAUGCAUUUUGCUGGCGUUUCCGCUUUUGAAACGGAAAUUGGUUUCAAAGCAUCCAGUUUCAAAGAUGCCGUUUCAUAUGCAUGGAAACAAAACUGGACAAUCUUAAUGUUGCAGUUUGUCCCCAAAUCAGGACAAAAUGUAUACAACAUAGGCUUUCAAUAAUGUACUGGCCAGUUUUGAUUAAAUAUCACCAAAGGAAGUUCCAGUUGCUGGGGCAGAAACUCACUUUCCAAAAAAGGCUUGUGGCUGGCACUCUUAGGGAAGCAGUCCUGUUUAUCUACAUGUUUAUUUCAGGAAGCAAAACAAACUGGGCUGCUCCCUGUAAACAUUAAAAGUGGAUACUGCAGUGUUAAGAAAUAAAUAAAUAAACAAGAGCUGCAAAAGCAGCAUCAGGCUGCAAUUAGGAAAUGUGUUUUUUUGUAUAAUUUUGUAUCUCUAUAUGGUAUUUGUAUGUUAAAUACAUGUAUUAGACCACUGUUCUCCAUUGUAGAAGAAUAUAUAUUGAAUUAUUUUGUAUUAAAAAAAAAAAAAAAUACUGUUAACUAGUGCACACUUGCCUGAAUGAGGGGUUUUGUUGAAUCACUGUAGAUAAAAGGUACUGCAAGGUUUGAUCAAGGAUAGUUAAACUCAAAAUGAAGUCGGACAAUUCAGAUUAAACUGUUCAUAAGUCUUUUUUUCAAUUUGUAAGUGCAAGAGGGUGUUGUAGUGAAGUUACAAAAAUGAAAAGAAGCAACCAGAAAUCAAUACAUUUAAAUAUUUUUGAAGAAUCUUCCCAAAGCCAGAAUCUGCCACAGAAGAACAGCUACCCACUGUUUCUGUUAGGACUGGGUAAGUUUAGCAGCGUUUGUUUAGAAACAGAACAUUAAGUAUCACAGAGCGGGUUGAACUGUCAUCUGGAAGUCUGGGCAGUUUAAAAUAUGCACGUUCCAAGCACAAUUAUUCUUAAAUAAAAAUACGCUCCCUAUAACUGGAGUAAGUUAUUAAGCAGGUUAUAUGCAAUUACUUGUCCUGAGUGCUUUACAAAAAACACACACACACACACACAUAUAUAUAUAUAUAUAUAUAUAUAUAGUUGAUUAUAAGCAUAAGUUGUUAUUGCCAUUUAGUUAGAGAAUUUUUUUUUGUUUUGUUUUAUUUAAUGACAAUAACUGCACUUGCAUGGUGCCAGCUGUUGGCACAAGUGAUGUAUCUAUGCUACAGGCUUGCCUACUGUUUUGCAGUUUCUAUUUUAUCUCCAGCAAUUGAAAUUUGACAACUCGCACCCUGGUACUCAUUAUUAAAAAAUAUUAUUCCAUAUCUAUCAUUAUUUGUUUAUUUAUCAGAUAUGUUUAUCCAAGGCGACUUAGA